UUUCCCCCCUUUCCAACCCGUUCCUCCCCAGCCUCUGCACCCUACCCUUAUUUCCUGUCCCUGUCGCGCCCAGGUGUUUACCUGGCACUCAGGUGAGUCGUGCGCUCCGGCGGUUUCGGUCGGAGCUGCCUGCCUCUUCCGUCAGCGCGUCCCACAAACCCAGACGGCACGGAGGGGCCCCAGGCCAAAGGCGGUGGGCCCCUGAGCCCUGACACCGCCUCGCCACUGCUGCAGGUGACCCCGGCCGGCAGCGCCGCCGUGGUCCCGGAGCGCAGCGACAUGCCCGAGCUGGUGGUAACCGCGCUGCUGGCGCCGUCGCGCCUGUCGCUGAAGCUGCUGCGCGCCUUCAUGUGGAGCCUGGUGUUCUCGGUGGCGCUGGUGGCCGCGGCGGUCUACGGCUGCAUAGCGUUCACGCACGUGCUGUGCCGGCCCCGGCGCGGCUGCUGUGGACGCCGUCGGAGCGCGUGCCCCGCCUGCCUGAGCGACCCCUCGCUGGGCGAGCAUGGUUUCCUGAACCUCCAGAGCUCGGGCCUGCGUCUGCACUAUGUCUCGGCUGGACAAGGCAACGGACCCCUCAUGCUGUUUCUGCACGGCUUCCCUGAGAACUGGUUCUCCUGGCGUUACCAGCUCCGGGAGUUCCAGAGCCGCUUUCAUGUUGUGGCUGUGGAUUUGCGAGGUUACGGCCCCUCAGAUGCACCCCGGGAUGUGGACUGCUACACGAUCGACCUGUUGCUGGUGGACAUCAAGGAUGUCAUCCUAGGCCUGGGUUACUCCAAGUGCAUCCUUGUGGCCCAUGACUGGGGUGCCCUCCUUGCCUGGCAUUUCUCCAUCUACUACCCAUCCCUGGUCGAGCGGAUGGUUGUGGUCAGUGGUGCUCCCAUGUCGGUGUACCAAGACUAUUCCCUGCACCACAUCAGCCAGUUCUUCCGUUCCCACUACAUGUUCCUGUUCCAGCUGCCCUGGCUGCCCGAGAAGCUGCUGUCUAUGUCUGACUUCCAGAUUCUGAAGACCGCCCUCACCCACCACAAGACAGGCAUCCCACGCUUGACCCCCAACGAGCUCGAGGCCUUCCUUUAUAACUUCUCUCAGCCUGGUGGCCUCACUGGGCCCCUUAACUACUACCGAAACCUCUUCAGGAACUUCCCCUUGGAACCCCAGGAGCUGGCCACACCCACAUUGCUGCUGUGGGGGGAGAAGGACACUUACUUGGAGCAGGGGCUGGUGGAAGCCAUCAGCAGCCGCUUUGUGCCAGGCCGCUUGGAGGCCCACAUCCUGCCAGGCAUGGGGCAUUGGAUCCCACAGAGCAACCCCCAGGAGAUGCACCAGUACAUGUGGGCCUUCUUGCAAGACCUGCUGGACUAGUGGCCCUUGCUGGCCUGCCCAGGAGGCAUGGAUACUCAGGAAGGAACACCCAUAUCUGCCUGUGCCUGGGAGUCCAUACAAUGUCCAUACAUGGGUGGACUCUUGAAUCGCUCAUACGUAUGGGACUCCUGGAUCUCACACAGGUGCACCUAUGGGUGCCUUGGGACACACUAACCCCUGUACUCACAGGCAUGGAUGCAUGCAUGUGUAACAAGCACUUUGACCCUGGGAACUGGGUAUACCUCUCCUCCAGUGGAGCCAGAUGCCAAG
Mandrillus leucophaeus (drill) is the source of this 1632-nucleotide messenger RNA. It is a transcript of the gene EPHX3, whose product is annotated as epoxide hydrolase 3. The transcript is spliced from 7 exons. Gene Ontology annotation, molecular function: hydrolase activity. The coding region runs from base 280 to 1362 and encodes 360 amino acids. Gene Ontology annotation, cellular component: intracellular membrane-bounded organelle. NCBI's taxonomy places the organism in Eukaryota, Metazoa, Chordata, Mammalia, Primates, Cercopithecidae. The record is from RefSeq and is a predicted model, not a curated record.